Molecule: messenger RNA, 1296 nt
Organism: Talaromyces proteolyticus
Lineage: Eukaryota; Fungi; Ascomycota; Eurotiomycetes; Eurotiales; Trichocomaceae
Exons: 3
Coding region: 1-1296 (431 amino acids)
Source: RefSeq, a predicted model, not a curated record
AUGGAUGGACCAAGCUUCAUAUUUUUAAACACAACCAACACUCCGAAUCUCUCGCCGCAAGCGGCAAAACAAAUGAGGGGACAUAUCACCAAGUCCAAUUUUGCAAAAAGACGACAGCGGCUGAUUACGUCUACAACUCCUAAAGGUACAGCAAAAGCAAGUAAACCUAAGAAGGAGUUGGACAGGUAUAGGGGAAUAUUAAUAAAGAGCAAAUUUACAACAUCGUCCAAGUCAGAUGACAGAGCUAUAGCGUCUUCGCUGUUUGGCAAGUUUUUUACAACACCAAGUCAGAAUAAUACCUCACACCAUGAAAUCCACGGACUUAUUCUUCUGAGCUGCGUAAACCCACCUGGUAACCCCCACGAAGCCGCGUGGGUUGAGUUUAUCGUCUCAGACCCCGCGCUGAUCGAAGCAUCUAUGGCUGUGGGUGCACGACACUGGUCGCCGCAGCCAUCAUGGCAGUUGCAAGCAGAUUUGUACUCAUCUAGAGCACUCGAAUUUAUAAUUCGACGAAUAGGUUCAAGAGAGACCCAGACAGAUGGGUUUCUAGGGACAGUUCUUACAAUGGCAUUCGCGGAGCGUCUAAUGCAUUCAAGCCUCACUUGGGGUAUCCAUAUAGAUGGUCUGGUACAAAUCAUACAAGACAGACGUGCUAAAGGUAUCAAUAUGCCAGCAUGGUUUUAUGAUCUUCUAGUCCUGGAUGUUACCAACUAUAUCUUCGAUUUUCCACGGAUAUAUCAUAAGAAGAUAAUUGAUGCUUUAGGCAACGAUGCCUGCCCGGCAAUAGUACAAGUAGCAUCUAUACCUGAAGAUCUUAUCGCACUUAAAAGGUCUAUCGACAGUCAUCAACCGGAUUCCGAAUACGAGAUCGAUGCGUCAAUAGCGAACUUGCAUAAUAAGGUGCAAGCUCUACUAAAGAAAAAUCAUAAUGAGUUUGUUUGGGCCACCGCACAAACCAUCGAACUAAUUAUCUACCUUCUCUGGCCGCUACAACAAGGAUCACAGUCCAAUAAUCUCAAUAUACUUGCUGAGAAAUUGAAAGAAACUCUAGAGAAAUGGCUAGUUAAACCCUGUCCAUAUAUGGAUCUCACGUCUUGUCAACUUAUCAUUGGGGCAAUCGCUGCCAAAAGCGGUACAAGCACUAGGACAUGGUUUGUGAAUAAAUUGACAAAUGCAGCCCGAGCGAUGCGAUCGCGUGGAUGGAACGACCCUUUUGAAGUGUUGGAGAUGGGUAUGAAGGCUGAUAGACAUAUGGCGACAUGGUUCAGAAUACUCAGUAGCGAGUUCGCGGAAUAA